Uloborus diversus is the source of this 1829-nucleotide messenger RNA. RefSeq names its product protein-L-isoaspartate(D-aspartate) O-methyltransferase-like (gene Pcmt). Gene Ontology annotation, molecular function: protein-L-isoaspartate (D-aspartate) O-methyltransferase activity. Gene Ontology annotation, biological process: protein modification process. The transcript has 9 exons. Lineage: Eukaryota; Metazoa; Arthropoda; Arachnida; Araneae; Uloboridae. Bases 208 to 918 code for a protein of 236 amino acids. The record is from RefSeq and is a predicted model, not a curated record. Gene Ontology annotation, cellular component: cytoplasm.
GGGAGCUGAACUACAAAAUAUUUUUCGAAAGUUGUGUUUUGUUAUUUACACUAUUUUGGCGAACGUGUAUAUGGUUGCGUGGGAUCUUUUUCUAUAAACUGUGUCCCUGAAAUUUUCAGGUUUUUGAAACAAAUAUGUAGACGUUUUUUCACCAAAAAGACGUUUUUCUUUGGAAGUGCUCUGUUAAACCUACUAUACCCUCUAUCCAUGGCUUGGCGAUCUCAUGGCAAAAACAAUGUUGAGCUGAUACAGAAUUUAAAGAAAAAUGGAAUCAUAAAAGAUCCUAAAGUUGAGCAAGUUAUGCUGUCUGUAGACAGGGUGAAUUAUUGUAAAAACAAUCCUUAUUUAGAUUCUCCACAAGGAAUUGGCUAUGCAGUUACUAUCAGUGCACCACAUAUGCAUGCACAUGCUUUGGAGUUACUGAAAGAAAAUUUGUAUGAAGGAGCUAAAGCAUUAGAUGUUGGUUCUGGAAGUGGCUACCUUACGGCAUGCAUGGCUUUAAUGGUUGGUGAGAAAGGUAUGGCUGUUGGAAUAGAUCAUAUUGAAAAUCUAGUAAAUAUGUCGAUUGAAAAUGUGAAGAAAGAUCAGCCAGGUCUCAUUGAAAGCGGAAGGGUUAAGUUAGUUGUUGGAGAUGGUAGAUUAGGCUAUGCAGAAGGAGCUCCUUAUGAUGCUAUACAUGUUGGAGCUGCAGCUCCAGAAUUACCUCAAGAGCUAGUGAAUCAGUUAAAACCUGGGGGAAAGCUGAUUGUUCCAGUUGGUAAAGAAGGACAUAAUCAGAUGUUGGAACAGAUUGAAAAACUUACUGAUGGAACUGUAAGAAGAAGUGCAUUGAUGGGGGUUGUAUAUGUUCCAUUAACAGAUAAAGAAGCACAGUGGCCUGGGAGACUGCUGGCAAGUAUUCUUCGCCGAAAAAAAUGAUCAUCGUAAAUUCUGAAAUGAAACUUCUUUUGUUCUACUUUUGACACAUAUUUUAGAAGGGAAACAAAUGAACUUUAACAUCCUACCUUUUUUUUCGAAGCAUUUAUUUCUCUUGCAAUCCUGACACUCCCAGCAAUAACUGGACGCUGCUUAAGACAAGGUGUAGACAUAUUAUGUACUGGAAUAAAUCAUUGCCAUAUCCAGAUUGCCUACUUGAGCUGCCUAUAUUGCUCCUUUUUGCUGUGACUCGUUUUAAGCAUCAAAUACGUGUUGUCUUGAGAUAUUUGAUUUGUUGUAAUUUAACUCUCUAAAUUUAGAAUUUCAGUUUUGGACUGGAUUUCAGUACUACUUUUUUGUGCUUAUUUUGCAAAAAAAGUAAAUGCUUAUUGUUAACUGGUGAUUUUUUUUCCUUCAAAAUACAUGUUUGUUUUUGAAUUUUAAGAAGUAAUAAAUGAUUGCUAUUUACGAAAUCUUCAAUCUGUGAUUUCUCUUUCAAUUUUUGGAUUGUUUUCUUUAACUGAAAUUUGAAUGUGAAUAAUACUAUGUGAAUAAUAUGUAAAAUAAAAGAGAACUGUAAAUUAUAACAAAUGCUAUUAAAUUAUUUCUGAAUGUGGAAUGGAGUCUUUUAAAGUUUCAUGAUUGAAUUAAUUGAAAAUCAUGUAGUCAUCUACUCUGCAGAUUUAUGGAUUUCUUGAAAAUUUAUUGUAGAGAAAUUGAAAUAAUUCGAUAAUGCAAUCAAUCCUACUUUUAUACCAAACUGAACAGUACUAAUAUAGGAAUUUUGUAUUAUAAUUAUGAUAAUUGCAAUUGUACUUAAAAUAACAUAUUUACGAAAACAUGCAGUGAGUCGAUACCUCAAUCUCAGCAAUGUAUCUGUUAUUACAAUACAUGUAAACAGGUAGAAGUAUUUG